AUGCCUCAGCUCAGGGACUCACCCCUCAUGUUGCAUCUUUCCUUGCCUAUACCAUUUGCCCUUACACUUUUUCGAUGUAACAGACGCAUAGGUCUUGCUUCUGUCUUUGGUCUAUUUCCCAUGGCUUCCAAACCUCCUGUACUUCUGUUCCUCACCAGUCCCAGUUUUUCAUCUGGUUGUUUGAUCAAGGUAGUGUAUGCUACAGGAAAUGAACAGUUAGCAGAAUUUAUAUCUGCUAUUGCUAGCUCGUCUCAACAAACGUCAAAAAUUUGGAGUGAUCCAGAUCUUGGGAAUGGAAGUUGGCUUCAUGGAGAACAUAGUAAGCAUGAAAAUUUUCUGUUGAGAUUCCCAUGUCUCAAUUCAAUCUGUGCACAACUGAUGCUGUCUACAGUUUCUCUUAAAGAGCUUCUUACUUUGUCUUGGAGUCACCUGAAAAAUACUUUUCCAUGGAUAAGUGUCAGAAUUCUGAAGAUAUUUUACCAGUUUGUAAAUCAACCAUCAGCAGUUCAUCAGGUAGGCCUGCUGAAUCAUGCUUCUUCACAUGGUGAAGAACACGCUGUAAAUGAAGCUAGUUACAGUAAUGUCCUGAACUUGAGCUUUCCUGUAUUGUCUGAAUCUGAACCAUUUGAUUUAUUGAACUUAAAUAAAGCCAAUAGAAUGCAACAGAACUGUGCUGCUACUUUGACACCAUACCGUACUGAUAGCAGUGUUAGGGAAAAUGAAACACAGAAGUCACUUGAGCAGUUACAACAAAGAAGUUUUAAAAACAAUUUUCAGGAAAACGAAGAUGUUGUGAAUCUGUCUACAUGGAAUGAAAUAAAAUCAUCUAAUGGGAAUGAGCUUUGUUGUCCUGAUAAUCCAGUAUUAGAGAACACUAGUAGAAGUACAUGGCUAGGUCAGGGGUCACAUAAUGAUACUCAGUAUGCUGAUAGAAAAUCUAAUGUCCCUCUAUCUUUAUCUCAAACAUAUAAUACCUUUGGAGUAUCGUCAGCUUGUGUUCAUCGUUCUUGUCGACAACGAUAUAAGAAGGACAACCUCACUGGGGGAUACUCAACAUGUACUGAGAGUAUCCUUACAGAUCAUGAUAAGUCAAUAUUGGUCCCUCAGUUAAUGCUGGAUCAUGAUUUUCAAGAUAUAAAACCUUCACAUGCCUUAACAGAAACUGACAAUCUCAACUAUGUAUGUAGAUGGCCUGAUAAUAUGUAUACAAAGAAAUUCAAUGUUGAUAAUAAUUUAAGCAAAUGCCACCAAAGAAAACAAGAUUUUUCAUGCUUAUACGGGUCUGAACUUCUCAGUCAGAAGGAUGCUUCACAGAAAGAACUGCAGUUUUGGGGGCAAAAUAAUGUUCAGCAAGCUCAAGAACAAUUUUCGUCACUUUAUAGGAUACAACAGCAAGAUCAAGAAACAAAACUCUCAGAUUAUCUGGUAUCAGGAAGAAGUAAUUUACCAGUAAGUUUUAAAUCAUCUUGUUGGAAAGACAACAAGUCAUCUCAAAUAGACAAUGACAGUGAACACUUAGCUGAACAACCAGCUAUUCAUAGAAAACCAGUCAGUAAUGUGGGUAUUGCUUAUCCUUUUCAUCAACUGUCUACAUGUUUUGAUGAAUCUCCCCCAAUGGAUCUGGACUGCUCAGGAAAUAAUAGUUCACCUGAUUACCAAGGAGGACUUAAACAGUGUAGACCAGAAAGAAACAAUCAUGUCAUCCUUACCUCACACAAAAAACCACGGCUGGCAUACGAGAAGGUUCAAGGAACGAAGGGUCAAACCCGCCUUGUCUUUCAUUAACUUAUUACAGUAAAUAACAUUUGUGUUUGAAUGAAUACAUGAACUGAACAAAAAUACUUUUAAGUAAUGGUUUCUUCUAUUUAAUAAAUGUUGGGAAUUUUUUAACAACUUUGUUUUCCCAUCACUACUUAAACACUGAAAGAAACCACUUCGAAAUUCUUAACUUAUUAAACACACGAUAAAUGAUUAUUUUUUAAAGAUACAUAAAAAUGAAAUAUCUAGUUGAUCUAAUAAAACUGUAGCAUUAUACUAAAAUUAUCUCAUCAUUUUGUGAUACUAGUUCAUUAUAAUCUUUGAGUAAGUAUUGCCGUUACUAUUUAUUAAAUGUUUUAAUUUCUACAGAAAAACUACCUGGUCAUAUGGUUUCACAAAUAUUAUGUAAACAGUCAGAUUGCCCUUUUAAACUUCUCUUUAGUAUAUUUUGAGUAGAUGUUUCACAUAGGAACCACCACCAUAUCAAUUGUUAUGGAAGUGUAAGUCGUAUAGUUUGUAUCCCAGUUGUGAAAAAGUUUUAUAAUGGUAAUAAAGGGUUAAUAGU
This is a messenger RNA of Limulus polyphemus (Atlantic horseshoe crab), 2323 nucleotides long. RefSeq lists its product as uncharacterized. The transcript has 7 exons. Gene Ontology annotation, molecular function: single-stranded DNA binding; ATP hydrolysis activity. The record is from RefSeq and is a predicted model, not a curated record. Gene Ontology annotation, cellular component: condensed nuclear chromosome. The coding region runs from base 1 to 1785 and encodes 594 amino acids. NCBI's taxonomy places the organism in Eukaryota, Metazoa, Arthropoda, Merostomata, Xiphosura, Limulidae. Gene Ontology annotation, biological process: resolution of meiotic recombination intermediates.